CCUGCCCCCGACUCAAAUAAUAGGAAACGAAUUUAGGAAGUCCGUGAAAACGCUUGCGAGAGAGAAGAGUGGAUCUUUAAAAUCCACCCAAACUCUGUAAAGACAAAUGCUCGCACUUUCCCAUUUGUGCUGCGUUCACGGUCACUGGUUGUCAACGGGAACAUGGCAGUGUUGCGUUCAUACUCCUUGCUGCUGUGGUUCCUUGUUGUGGUGACUGCUCAUGUGACCCGAGCCGCGGGCAGAUCGAGGCGACAGACGACACUGGCCGAAGAUGAGGAGCCGGUCUCGGAGUGCCGAGACAACACGCUCUCUCUGGGAUCCAGGAAAUCCUUCGCUCCGCGAAUCGCCGCCGGGCCCGAGCCGGGAGACCCCGCGGCCGCGUUCAAAGUCCCAACUCUGGACGGGGAGUUUUCGUACCAGCCCGGAGCUCUGCGGGGAUCUGUGGUCAUCCACGCCUUCACCAACAAGUCCGGCUUCCUGGAGUGUCUGUGGAGCUCGGAGUCGUCCCUGGCCGGCCUGGUGCAGGAGCUGCCGGACAGCGCACGGGUUCUCUUCCUGUCCCUGGACGACUCCGCGGUCAGUGAUGCUCUGUGGAUGAGGGAGCAGCUGCAGCGGGCCGCCAUGCACAGGAAGAAGGAGGUUCUGUCCAGGCUUCACUUCUCUCCGGUGCCGGUCUUCGCUCUGGGUAACUGGAUCCCCAAUGUGCUCUACUACUGGGGCUGCACGGGACACAACUGCGGCCUCUCUCAGGCCGUUUUCACCUCCGAGGGGUGGAACAUGCCAAUAAUUGUCAAGCGACUAGAUGCCAGGUACGACUGGCUCACGGCGCGUUGGGAUCAGAGGACGUACCGGCUGGCAGACGCUGGAAGCGGAUGUGAUCCCUCCCCGUCUGUGGCAGGCGCUGUGGCCUGGGUGUCAGAGGGCAGCUGCUCCUUCUUCACCAAGGUGCAGAACAUGGCCAAAUCCAACGCCUCCGGUGUCCUUGUCCAUGCCCGGCCCGGUAACCCGAUCCAGGACAUGAACUGCGUCGACGAUGAAUGUUAUUCGCCACUGGACAUCCCAGCUGGCAUGGUGCAUCUGGAGCCUUCGGUUGCUCAGGCGCUGCGGUUUGGACAGGACGUCGACGUGAACUUCCAGACAACCCCAUUCCCAAACUUCUUCGUCAGUAUAGACCAACAGGGGACGCUGGCUGAGAUGGGCUGGUUUCUCUACCCCACGUUCAGCUUCAUCAACUGGCAGGCGCAGUGGUUUGAUUUCUAUGCAGAUCUGCAGCUGAAACUUCAAAGUCCUGCCACUGUUGUUUCUGUCUUCGACAAAGUCCAGAUGCAGGGGGACAAAGGCGCAGUGGCUACAGUCGACCUCCCUUUAGGCUCGUCGGACUUUGACACGCUGGAGCUGGAUGCGUCCCUGUCCUGUCCCGGCAGGAGAGACUCGUCCUGCGCUCAGUGGGAUCACACGGUGCAGCUGUUCGUCUGCUGCGACCACCUCAGCCCCCACUGCAACAUGGAGCUGGGCCGAUGGAUCACCGCCUUCCGCAGAGGCACCGGGCACUGGUGCACAGACGUGUCGCCCCUCCUGCCCCUGCUGGACGGCAACAAAUGCACCUUCACCAUGAAGACGGUGCCUUGGGCGAUGCCGUGGAUCGCCUCCCUAAAUCUCAGAUUCAGCGUCAGCAACCAGACAGGUUAUCACCCCUUCAGAGUGAUGUCACUGUACAGCGGCGGGACCUUCGACAAGAACUACAACAAGAGAUACCAGCCAAUCAAAUUCUCCGUCCCAGCCUCAGCCGGAAAGGUGGAGUUGUUCGCCGUCAUCACGGGUCACGGCAGCGACGAGAACGGCUGCGGAGAAUUUUGCGUCACCUCGCACCACUUCUUAAUGAACGCCGUGUUCAACAACACACGCAUAUUCGAUUCUGCAGGAACAGCUCUGGGCUGUGCCAUGCGAGUGAAAGAGGGGGCAGUGCCAAACGAGCACGGCACGUGGCUGUACGGCAGAGGAGGCUGGUGUGACGGACUACAGGUCAACCCCUGGAGGAUAGAUAUCACCAAACAGUUGGACUUGAGUGGAUCUGAAUCCAACACAGUCAUCUACUUCAGCUUGUUCGACGGGCAGGAUCCGCAUCCGUCGCAGAAACCCGGAUACAUAACAAUGUCCUCUUUUCUCGUCUUCUACAAAUGAUGGCACUCUGUGAAACUUGACUUUUAAAAAAAAUGUCCAUGUGCACGAAUGAAUGCGAUACUGAAUUAACAGCGGAGUCAGAGAGAUUAAAGUUCUAUUUUCCUACUGCG
This is a messenger RNA of Scophthalmus maximus (turbot), 2291 nucleotides long. RefSeq lists its product as uncharacterized. NCBI's taxonomy places the organism in Eukaryota, Metazoa, Chordata, Actinopteri, Pleuronectiformes, Scophthalmidae. Gene Ontology annotation, molecular function: oxidoreductase activity, acting on paired donors, with incorporation or reduction of molecular oxygen, reduced ascorbate as one donor, and incorporation of one atom of oxygen. The coding region runs from base 163 to 2181 and encodes 672 amino acids. The transcript is spliced from 12 exons. The record is from RefSeq and is a predicted model, not a curated record.